AUGUCGCCCCAGACGGCCUCGCCGCACGCCUCGCAGCAGGGGGCUCGGCAAGCGCAGCCGCCCUCCUCGGGCACCUUCGACGCCGCCUUCUCGUCGCCUUCCUCGCUGGCGCCCGGCAGCCUGCCCUCGUCUCCCACCGCCUGCCUGCUAGUGCUGGGAGCAGGAACCGGAGCGGCCGGCGCCUCGCCUCCGCGCAAGCAGGCAAAAGCAGGCAGCCGUCGGGGCCGCGGCAAAAGCAAAGGCGACGCGCCGGGGCUGAGUAAGGCCAAGCGCAGCCGGCGCAUGAAAGCCAACGACCGCGAGCGGAACCGGAUGCACAACCUCAACUCGGCGCUGGACGCCUUGCGCGGCGUCUUGCCCACCUUCCCCGACGACGCCAAGCUGACCAAGAUCGAGACGCUGCGCUUCGCCCACAACUACAUCUGGGCUCUCACCGAGACGCUCCGCCUGGCCGACCAGAGCGUGCUGCCCGGCCCCGGCCCCGACGACGCGCUGCCCUCCGGCCCCGACGGCUGGCCCGGCCCUUGGGACGCGCUCUACUCGCCCGCCUCUCAGGAGGGCAGCCUCAGCCCGACGGACUCGCUCCAGGACGGCCGCCCGUGGCAGGCUCCCGCAGGCCCGGCCGCCCUCAGCCAGGCGCUCGCCCAGCGCAGCCUUCCCGGCCUUCGCCUGAGCGGCCGCUUCUCCUUCGCCGCGGGCCUUGGCCACCAACUCUAG
Eublepharis macularius is the source of this 717-nucleotide messenger RNA. RefSeq names its product neurogenin 3 (gene NEUROG3). Gene Ontology annotation, molecular function: protein dimerization activity. Lineage: Eukaryota; Metazoa; Chordata; Lepidosauria; Squamata; Eublepharidae. The record is from RefSeq and is a predicted model, not a curated record. Bases 1 to 717 code for a protein of 238 amino acids. The transcript has a single exon.